This is a messenger RNA of Styela clava, 3662 nucleotides long. RefSeq names its product RNA-binding protein fxr1-B-like. Gene Ontology annotation, biological process: mRNA transport; regulation of translation at presynapse, modulating synaptic transmission; positive regulation of translation. Gene Ontology annotation, cellular component: neuron projection; cytoplasmic stress granule; nucleus. Gene Ontology annotation, molecular function: translation regulator activity; mRNA 3'-UTR binding. NCBI's taxonomy places the organism in Eukaryota, Metazoa, Chordata, Ascidiacea, Stolidobranchia, Styelidae. The record is from RefSeq and is a predicted model, not a curated record.
GUCGAAUUCUCUCUCGUUAUCUCGCUGUAUGCACAUAAUAACGAGUACCGAAUGAAUGUAAAUGGGACGGGCGAUACCGAAGUUUCGCCACCUUCACGUGUAUAUAGCCAACGUUCGUUUGCGUUUUGAGUUCAAGCAUAUUGGGGAGGAGAAUAAAGAAAUAUGAUAGUAAUAAUAAUUAAGGUAUGUAGGAGUCGAGACGACAAAGUUUUCGUGGUUGUUAUCAGGACGUUUUGAUAGGUCUAGUUAGCUUAGUUAAGAUCCUGGCUGUAAGCGAAUACCGUAAUGUUUUCGGUUGAUAAUUCUAUAUCGUACCAGCAUGCCGGUACUAUAUCGCUAAAUUAAUAGUAGUUUGAUGUUUUUUAUGUUGCCUAUAUACAAAUAUCUCUAUUCUAUUACCACCAAUAUUUUCGAUUUUUUGUAAUAAGAAAAAAAAGUACCAGAAUGAAAAGUUGCGGUAGAUAAGUUGUGAUCAAGAGCAACGGCACGAGUUUUGGAAAAAUGUAUUUUCUUCAAUUAUUUUCGAUGUGAAAUCAUAUCUCCAGUUUUCUUAACUCCGAAAUUGAAAGUUGGCAAAUUAAAAUCAGAUUUUUAAUAACAUUUUUUUUUCAAUUGUAAGAGAAGGUUUUUCAUCCCAUCGAUAUACAGAUAUAUUUUGUCAGCUAAUAAUGAACUAAUCGUUGAUGGAAUAUUGUUCUAUUUUGAAGAAAACAUUGAGACUGAUCCUUUGUGCAGUUGUGUGUAUAUUUGCAUAUGUUAUGAGAUAAUUCGUUUAAUGCUAAUAAUCCUUAUAUAACCUUUGUUGCUAUUGGCAAUUAGAACAUAUCAAUAUUGUACUAAUUAAGAAAUUGAUUAUGGCAAGGUUGAAAAAAAUAAUUAUCUGAACCAUUGAAUAUCAUUGAAUUCCAUUAAAUAAUACAAACUAAGAAACCUGUAUCAAUCUGAAAAAAAUAUUUAUUUUUCUGUAUAGCCUACUGAAAACUCCCAUCACUGUAUUACAUAACCGAUAUUCAAUAAUUAAAUUAGUAGCGAUGGAUAACCGAACUGUAGAAGUAAGGGGUUCCAACGGUGCAUAUUAUAAAGCAUUUUUAUCUGAUGUGGGUCCUACUGGCAUACUUGUUACAUUUGAGAACAAUUGGCAACCUGAAAAGAUUAUUCCAUUCCAAGAAAUUCGCUUGGCAUAUGAUGUUGAAAGUGGAAUCGAGUUCGUUGAAGGUCAAGAGGCCGAAGUUCAUUCAAGAGCAAAUGAUAAUGAACCUUGUGGUUGGUGGCAUUGUCGGAUUAAAAUGAGCAAGGGAGAAUUUUUCGUUAUUGAAUACCAAUCGUGUGAUCCAAAGUAUACUGAAAUUGUCACGAAAGAACGUCUCAGACCUAUCAAUAGCAACCAACCCUUAUCAGGUAAUGAUAUCAGGAAAGUGUCCCUGGAUGUACCUGAAGAUCUGCAAGACUUUUGUACAAAAUACAUAGAUGCUCAUAAGGAAUUUGAACGAAGUAUUGAAGCGAUUUUAGUUCGGUACAACUCCACAAAGAAACAACUUGAUGUUAUCGUGUCAAAUUCAUCAGCUCAGCGAAGAGCUACGAUUGUGUCAGAUCUACAUUUCCGAAGUCUUCGUACCAAAUUACAAAUGCUCCAAAGAGUCGAAGAAGCUUCGAAACAAUUGGAAAUAACUCAGCAGCGUGCAGAAUCGUGUGUGGAAAAAUUCACAGUUGGUGAAGAUUUAGUUGGGCUAGCCAUCGGUACAGGAGGAGCCAAUAUCAUGGCUGCUAGAAAAAUUUCUGGUGUUUUAGAUAUCGUUUUAGAUGAGGAUACACACACAUUUUCAGUGUAUGGUGAAACCAAAGAAGCUGUGCAACAAGCAAGAGAAAUGUUGGAAUUUUGUGAAGAAGAAGUUAUCGUUCCAAGACCGUAUGUAGGAAAAGUGAUUGGCAAAAAGGGAGCUACAAUCCAAGAAAUGAUUGACAAAUCUGGUGUUAUACGAGUCCGAGUUGUUGGGGACGAUGAGAACACAGAAAAGGAAAUUGAACCUGGAAUGGUACCAUUUCGAUUUAUCGGAAUACGAGAAAAUAUCAGAAAUGCAAGAGCACUUUUGGAAUACCAUGUUGCAUACCUAAGGGACCUUGACCAUUUACGAAUGGAGCAAUUGAGUAUUAAUCAGCGUAUACGACAGCUUGAUGGAGGGUCGAGUGCACUUCCCUCUCAGAGUGAAAGUGACAUGGAGGGAAGUUACAGAAGACCCAGGUAUAAUCCAGGCCGGGGUAGAGGACGCAGACGCUCUGGUAGCGAUAGAGAGGGAGCCACUACUACAAAUUCCGAAAAGUCAAUUUCAGACACAGGAUCAGAAACAGGUGGAGAAUCGAUCACAGAUAGUAAAGGGCAAAUCAAAUCAAAGGAACUGUUAAAUAAUGGAUAUUCAAAUCGAGGAAAGCCGCAAUCACAGAAACCGUUUCAUAAGAAAGAAACAUCCAAUCCAAAUCACAAUCGCUUUGAAGCACUAAAUGGAGCUGGAGAAGGCCAAGAUAAGGUUGAAAAUGGGGUAGCGCCAGCACAAAAUGGCACAGAAAGAGGACCACAAACCAACCCUAACACUGGAGGCAAGAAGAGACGAAAUAGAAACCGGAAUAAAAAGGGAAAAUUGGACAACCUCACCAAUGGCACAAUGAAUGGUGAUGCCGCACAAAGUACCGAAAACAAUCCUAAAAAAGAAGAUAGUGCUACAACAGUCACAGCUAAAUAAACAGACCUAUAUGUCUUCGGCCAUGCGAGGCUUACGUUACAACUUUAACAAACUCCUAACUCAGCCUUGACCAAAAAUACUAGUAGAUGUGCAUGUUGAACAUAUUUAAUGCUGGUGUUUGCCUAUUGGAUCUUCGUGACACGCAAGUCAACAUUUAGUUUUCAGUGUUUGAUGUUCAUAUUUUUCUCGAACAAAACAAAAUUCUUGUAUUGUUUGUAUAUAUUAUUAUUUUCUUGUUUAUUGUGCUAUUCUUUUUGUACAUUUUUUCUAUUUAUUUAAACUAUUUAGCAAGGAUUUGUAGCCGAAUGUCACUUGUUAAAGUUAAAAUAUUGUCAACUUGACGAUCUGUUUGGAAGUUACUCCUAUCUAUAACACUUGUACUGUACUGUUUGAAAUGCAUCUUUUUCACUUUAAUUGAUGUGAAAUUGCAAUCACAAGAUUAUGGGAUAUUACACCCUAGAUGAAAUUUUAAUGGACCAUCCAGAUUAGAUUUUGAUUAUAUUAUAAUAUUCAUUCAACGCGUAAAUGGACAUCUUACUGACAAUUCCUUCUAUGAUAAUAUAGAUUAUCUAAAGUUGAAUUGCUGUUUUAUCGAAUUUCUUUAUUUGCAUACAAUGUAUGAUAGCCACUGUGGACCACCAUGUGUGAUACAUGAUGUAGACAAAUCCGCCUGGCUGGUGGCGGCACUAUUUUCUGUACAUGAUUUGGUUUCACCUAAUACUGUGCCUAAUUUUAUCAGUUCCAAACUCAUCUGUUUAUAUUUAAGCCUUGAUUCUGAAUGUAUAUUUGAAUGUAUAUUAAAUCUGUGCAUGUUAAUGGGUGUUCUACUUAUUUCACACUUCACUUUAGAAUGUCGGCGGAUGGUGUUUAUAUUAACCCAAACACUUUCACAGAUAAACAUUUUUGCAAUAAAAUCAUUCAAGAUUA